Metarhizium album ARSEF 1941 is the source of this 768-nucleotide messenger RNA. RefSeq lists its product as uncharacterized. Bases 1 to 768 code for a protein of 255 amino acids. The record is from RefSeq and is a predicted model, not a curated record. Lineage: Eukaryota; Fungi; Ascomycota; Sordariomycetes; Hypocreales; Clavicipitaceae. The transcript has a single exon.
AUGGCUUCCCCAAUCAGGGAUCUGGACGCAGGUUCUCUCUACGUAACCAUUUCUCUUCCGUACUCGAUCGAAGACGGCGAUGCGGCAUCCAGGCACAAGCUCAACUCCAACUCUCCUUGCGGGCUUGACAUAGCCACAUACGAAAUCCACUGUGCUCAAGACCUGGCUCAAGAGGAGUUUAACUGGGGCCUCUACUUCCACCGCGGAAAUCAGGACGGCAUCUGGUAUGCGUUGACGAGACAAGACGUAAUCAACUACUCUGCUGCUCCCACGCUCUUCCAGCUAUCACGACAGCAACUCAAGAGCUCACCACGCCUCCAUUGCCAAGUUGUAGGGCUUGUCAGAAUUUUGCGCAUCCCGCCAAUUCUAUGUAGAGAGCUCACCACCUACCUUGACUGGCUGGCACUGGGGUCCUAUGGCACUGUGACUCGCACAUUUAUAUGGGUGACGUCAAUGUAUAUUCGAACCUGGCACCAUAUUAUGCCCAAGCCGGAGAACCCCGCCUUGGGACAAGGAAUUCAGUUUGAUGUAAACAUGUUCCUCCGUGAAGCUUUGAGCUUCGCCUAUGCCGAGGUGCAAUACGCAAUAGGUGGGCAGCUUCCCCGGCCAAUCAUCAAAUCUGCUUUCGGUCUUGAGCUGGGUGUUACCGAAGGCGACAGAUCCAGCAAGAAUGAAACACGAACGGAUAUCUCGGCUCGGAACAGGAAGUCAACUUUGCCAGCAUCAUCUUGGUGCGUAGAUGUUACGCACCAAGAUGAUGCGGAUUAA